UCAUCACAACACUACAGGAAGACUGCGGACACCAAUUAAUCCAGGUUGUUAUGGAGCUGUGGACUAUCAAUGAUUACCAGAACUUUGUAUUAUUCUGCCUCUCUGUACCUUGACCUGAGCUCAGGUAUUUAGAGGGAAUUCGCAGUGGUUUGCUGGCAGACCUCAGUUAAACUUUCUUUUGGUUCAUCACCACUACUGUAUGUUUGUGGAUCAGAGGCUGGUCUAGCUGAGACCAUGUCUGAGGAGGCAAAUUCAGUUGAGUUGAAGAAGACAGGGGUGGAGAACAAUGGUUUUGUUGCAGAUCAGGGGUCUGAAGAACAUGCAAUAUCAGACAGCAGGAAAAACAGCCAGACUGAAGACCAAGUCUUCGCAAUUAAAUUGGAUUCUUUUGAAGACCAAAUCCCCCUGAAGCCGUAUGCCGGGAUGUCUAAAGAGGUUCUACUACAGUUUUCAAAUCAACCAUGUUAUAAAAUUACCCGAGAGAUUCUCUUCUGGCUUAUCAUCGUAGCAACACUAGCGAUAAUAGCAGCCUGCAUCACAAUUAUUGCCCUGUCUCCCAAGUGCCUUGACUGGUGGCAGAGAAGUCCAAUUUAUCAAGUCUACCCAAAGUCCUUCCGAGACAGUGACAAUGAUGGCUCUGGUGAUCUUAAGGGAGUCCAAGAAAAGAUAGAUCACUUUGUAUAUCUGGAUGUGAGCACUGUUUGGGUUGCUCCUUUUUACAAAUCCACGCUGAAAGACUAUCGAUAUGCUGCGGAUGACUUCCGGUCUGUUGACCCUAGUUUUGGGACCAUGACUGAUUUUGAUAACCUACUUGCUGCUCUCCAUGACAAAGGUAUAAAACUAAUCAUUGACCUAAUCCCAAAUCAUACUAGCAAUAAACACAACUGGUUCGAGUUGAGCAGAAACAGAACCGAUAAAUAUACUGACUACUAUAUUUGGCACGAUUGUGGAUUUUCCGAAGGCCUAGUUACCCCUCCCAAUAAUUGGGUGAGUGUGUAUGGUAAUUCUUCGUGGGAAUAUGACAAUGUGAGGAAGCAAUGCUAUCUACACCAGUUCCGUAAAGAGCAGCCUGACUUAAAUUUCUUCAAUCCUGACGUACAAAAUGAAAUAUUGGAUAUUAUUAAGUUCUGGCUGGAGAAAGGUGUUGAUGGUUUUACAGUGGAUGCUGCUAAGUUCCUCCUGGAAGCUGAACACCUCCGAGAUGAACCUCAGGUCAACAAAUUACAAGAUCCGGCCACAAUUAUAAACUAUGAAGAACUGUAUCAUGACUACACAACCACACAGGUUGGGAUGCACGACAUCCUGCGUGAUUUCCGGCAGACCAUGAAUACUUACAGCAGAGAGCCUGGACGUUACAGGUUCAUGGGCACAGAGUCCAAUGAUCAGAGGACAGUAAGAAGAACAAUGAUGUAUUAUGGCAACUCCUUCAUCCAGGAAGCAGAUUUUCCACUCAACUUCUACUUGUUUGACCUGAAUAGCAAUAUCUCAGGAAAUGCUGUAUUUGACCUUGUGGAUCUGUGGAUGAAAUCCAUGCCCAAAGGAAAAUGGCCGCACUGGAUGGUUGGAAGCCCCAGCAAUUCUCGUAUUGCUUCUCGAGUUGGGACAAGCUAUGUGAAGGUCAUUAAUAUGCUCCUGCUGACUCUUCCAGGCACUCCUACCACUUAUUAUGGCGAAGAACUGGGAAUGGAAGACAACCCUGCACUAAGUAACACCGCAGAUGUAUCUGGUAAACAUAAUCCAGCUGAAUUUCCAGAGAAGACACCUAUGCAAUGGGAUACAAGCUCAAAUGCUGGGUUUAGUGGUGGUAACAAAACAUGGCUGCCAGUCAACCAGGAUUAUCAAGUUACUAAUGUUGAAGUUCAAAUGACGAAGCCAGAUUCAACACUGAACUUGUAUCGGGAUAUAAUCCAGCUACGAAAGAGAGAGCUGCCCCUCCACAGGGGAUGGUUGUGUUACGCCUGGAAAGAUGCCAAUGUUUUUGCCUACGUGAGAGAAAUAGACGGGUUAAACAAAGUAUUUAUGAUGGUGCUCAAUUUUGGUAUGGCGUCAUCUGUUAAUCUAAAAAAUGAAAUCCCAGACCUUCCAGCACAGGCAAAAAUCAGGUUAAGUACAAUAGCCAGCAACAGUGGAAAUACUGUCAAUAUGGACAACAUUAGGACAGAGCAUGGAGAAGGACUAAUACUGGAGUACAAAACCAACAAACCACUUCACAAUAAGGAGGCUUUCCAGAACCAAUGCUUUAUUUCAGAAAAGGCCUGUUAUUCCAGCGCCUUUGAUUUACUGUACAACACUUGCUGAAGUUGUUGUAAGGAGCCAAGACAUUACGCACAUCAUGUUUUUGGCCUAUGUCAGACAUACUGUAUACAGCGACCUGUUCAUAGGCUUCUGUUUGCAAAUAUGUGUGGUUUUGACCUAUGGGUGCCAGAUAAACAUAUGGCACAAACAUGCUGAGUGCCACAUAAAAAAUAAAUAUUCAUACACCUAUCCAAUAAAGGAAAAAUACAAAU
Bufo bufo (common toad) is the source of this 2507-nucleotide messenger RNA. It is a transcript of the gene SLC3A1, whose product is annotated as solute carrier family 3 member 1. Gene Ontology annotation, biological process: carbohydrate metabolic process; amino acid transport. Bases 235 to 2298 code for a protein of 687 amino acids. The record is from RefSeq and is a predicted model, not a curated record. NCBI's taxonomy places the organism in Eukaryota, Metazoa, Chordata, Amphibia, Anura, Bufonidae. The transcript is spliced from 10 exons.